Molecule: messenger RNA, 2404 nt
Organism: Cornus florida
Lineage: Eukaryota; Viridiplantae; Streptophyta; Magnoliopsida; Cornales; Cornaceae
Product: E3 ubiquitin-protein ligase COP1
Exons: 13
Coding region: 217-2247 (676 amino acids)
Biological process (GO): proteasome-mediated ubiquitin-dependent protein catabolic process
Molecular function (GO): ubiquitin protein ligase activity; protein binding
Source: RefSeq, a predicted model, not a curated record
UCUCUCUCUCCACAAUAAUCUCUCUCUGUAACCACAACCACAUCACACAGUUCAACUUCAUCACCAUAGCGAGCGUGUCUCAAUUCUUUCUUACCUCUCACAUCCACCAUCGCCUUUCAGUGUAAGCAAAAAGCUCACAUCGUCUAAAGAGAGAGCGCGACUAUACAUACAUAAUUAUAAGUAUCUAUUUUUUUAUAUAUAUAUAGAGGGAGAAAAAUGGACGAGGUCUCAACGGGGGCACUCGUGCCGGCCGUGAAGACGGAGGCGAGACCGUCCUCCUCCGACAUGAAUCCGGCGGAGGCCGGCGGAGCCUCCUCCGCAGCAGCGGGGACGGCGGAGGUAGGAGUGCCUGAGCUGGACAAGGACUACUUGUGUCCGAUUUGUAUGCAGAUCAUCAAAGACGCGUUCCUCACGGCGUGUGGCCACAGCUUCUGCUACAUGUGCAUCAUCACUCACCUUCACAACAAGAACGAUUGCCCUUGCUGUGGACAUUACCUCACUACCAACCAGCUUUUCCCCAAUUUUCUCCUGGACAAGCUAUUGAAGAAGACUUCUGCGCGUCAAAUAUCAAAAAUGGCUUCUCCUGUAGAACAAUUUCGACAGGCAUUGCAACAGGGUUGUGAAGUGUCAGUUAAGGAGCUAGACAUCCUAUUGUCUCUGCUUGCAGAGAAAAAGAGAAAGUUAGAGCAAGAAGAAGCUGAGAGAAAUAUGAAAAUUCUUUUGGACUUCUUGAACUGCCUAAGGAAACAGAAAGUCAGAGAACUAAAUGAGAUACAAACUGAUCUCCAAUAUAUUAAAGAGGACAUAAAUGUGGUGGAGAGGCACAGAAUAGAGUUGUACCAGGUAAGGGACCGGUUUUCAGUGAAAUUACGGAUGCAGGAUGAUCUUACGGCGACAAAAUCUCGGCCUUCAUCAAUUGAUAAGAACAGUAUUGGCCUUAUCUCCAGUUCUCGAAAUGAGCAAGUAGGCAUGAGUAUGGGAAAUUUUCCGUACAAGAAAGUGGAUGGGAAGGCUCAAGUAAGCGCUCUUGCAUGCCAAAGAAAGGAUGCUUUCAGUGCAUUGGAUUCGCAACACAUGAGUCAAUCAGGUCUGGCUGUAGUAAGGAAAAAGCGUGUCCAUGCACAGUUCAAUGACCUACAAGAGUGUUACUUGCAAAAGCGAAGACAGUUGAAUCACCCACAUAAGAACGAAAAAAGGGAUUUGAAUGUCAUACAAAGAGAAGGUUAUAGUGCAGGUCUUGCAGAUUUUCAAUCGGUGCUGACUACCUUCACACGGUACAGUCGACUAAGGGUCAUUGCUGAAAUUAUGCAUGGGGAUCUUUUUCAUUCGGCCAAUAUUGUAUCGAGCAUAGAAUUUGACCGAGAUGAUGAGUUGUUUGCCACUGCUGGAGUUUCGAGGCGUAUCAAGGUUUUUGACUUCUCCUCGGUUGUAAAUGAACCUGCAGAUGUGCACUGCCCUGUUGUGGAGAUGUCAACACGAUCCAAGCUUAGUUGCUUGAGUUGGAACAAGUUUACUAAGAACCAAAUCGCUAGUAGUGACUAUGAGGGUAUAGUUACUGUUUGGGAUGUUACUACUCGGCAGAGUGUGAUGGAAUAUGAGGAGCAUGAGAAACGAGCUUGGAGUGUUGAUUUUUCACGUACAGAACCCUCUAGGCUUGUAUCUGGCAGUGAUGAUUGCAAGGUCAAAGUGUGGUGCACAAAUCAGGAAGCUAGUGUUAUUAACAUUGACAUGAAAGCAAAUAUCUGCUCUGUCAAGUAUAAUCCUGGAUCUAGCAUACAUGUUGCGGUUGGCUCUGCGGACCAUCAUAUCCACUACUAUGAUUUAAGAAACACCAGCCAUCCACUCCAUGUGUUCAGCGGGCACAGGAAAGCUGUUUCCUAUGUGAAAUUCUUGUCUAACAAUGAGCUUGCUUCUGCAUCAACAGAUAGUACAUUACGAUUAUGGGAUGUUAAGGAAAAUCUGCCGAUUCGAACCUUUAGAGGGCACACGAAUGAGAAAAAUUUUGUGGGUCUCUCGGUAAACAGUGGAUACAUUGCUUGUGGCAGCGAAACAAACGAAGUAUUCGUCUACCACAAGGCCAUCUCCAAACCCGUGACUUGGCAUAGAUUUGGUUCACCUGAUCCGGAUGAUACUGAUGAAGAUGCUGGAUCAUACUUCAUUAGUGCUGUAUGCUGGAAGAGUGAUAGCCCUACGAUGUUAGCUGCUAACAGUCAAGGAACGAUCAAAGUGCUUGUACUUGCAGAUUAAAUUGUAAACUAAUAAUUAAAUGGGGAGUGAUUGUUAUUAUUUUGUAAUAAACCCUUCAUGUACAAGGUUUUACAAACCUGAAAAUGUUUGGAUGUUGAAUAAUGUAGUUACCUGUUCGGCUAGUGUUCAACCGAGUUCUUUAUUCUUCUCAAGUCAA